AUGUCAUGCGAACAAAAAGAGGAACAAUUUAAGCUUCGUUUUCUUGAUUGUGAUUGUACAUGUUGUGGCGUUCGUCAACGCUAUACUCCUUCAAUAACAUGUAAUGUCAAUCAAUCUCAAUUUAAACAACUUGUUAAAGAUGUAUCAAAAUCGCGAUAUGGAUUAGAUUGUAAUUGUCUCUGUGGUGGAGAUUUAUCAUCCAAGAAUAUUGAAUCAUGUCCUUGUCCAACGACUUAUGCUACCAUGAAACCCAUACAAAUCAAUUUUAAUGUAGACACAGGUGUUAAACAAUUAGCAAAUGCACCAUUACCUACUCACAGUCAAUAA
Messenger RNA from Rotaria socialis, 327 nucleotides. The record is from the annotation of a GenBank genome assembly. Lineage: Eukaryota; Metazoa; Rotifera; Eurotatoria; Philodinida; Philodinidae.